UCAACUUAUAUUGCACGUGUGUGUCACAAACCGAACCGUGAGUAGUCGUCACUACACGUCUUUUAUAAAAUAAAACCGGAGCAUGUUAUUCAGCAAUUGCGACAAUGUCUUCAAGUGAUUUGUAUGUGUAUGGUGAUCGGAAUAUACAAGUUCCAGCGCAUUUACACUUUGGCAAAUAUUUGCUAGAUCGUCUGAGAAAUGUAAAGGACACCGAUGCAUUGAUAAAUGCGGACAGCGGAGAACGGAUUACAUACAAGGAGCUCACACAACGUGCCGUGAACCUGGCGAGCGAGCUGAUGAAGUUAGGGGUCAGGAGAGGGGACAUUGUCGCACUGGGCACAGAAAAGCGCAACGAAAUUGCUCCGACUGUGCUGGCUGUACUAUUGACGGGGGCUGCUUAUACUGCUUAUGAUGUACAGAUUGGCAAAUCCUCAUUGAAACACAAGUUGUCAGUUGCUCGUCCAAAUUAUUUUAUACAUUCCAAACUAUUUUGGGAGAGAUACAACGAUGUUUUAUUAACAUCUGAUAACAUUGAAAACUGGAUGACUUUCGACGAUGGAUUACAAAAUGCUUCUUGUAUAGAAACGCUUAUGAAUAGUCAUGUUGAUAUUGAAUACUUUGAACCUACUGACGUAAAAGGACAGACUGAUGUAGCGUUAAUAUUGUACUCCUCGGGAACUACGGGACUACCGAAAGGAGUGCGUUUGACGCAUUUAAACUGUAUUCUAAACAGUACGCCUUACAACCUGGAUUAUGGAACGAUGCAGAGAUUCUACACUUGUGGGGAAUGGUACCACAAUUACGAUACUUUCUCAAUGUACAAAUAUAUAAGUCUCGGAAAAACUAUUGUGUAUCUCACAAAUAUCAAACCCGAAAAUUUGGUGAAAUGUAUAAAACAAUAUAAGAUUGAUAUGGCAAUGAUAUUGCCAAUCCUUAUUUAUGGAUUGUGUAAAGUUGACGAUACAGACUAUCAUUUGGAAUCUUUGAAACUAAUUUAUAGCCGAUCAGCACCUCUACAUUAUAGAACCAUCGAAAAUGUCAAACAAAGAUUCCCAAACUUGCAAGAAGUAUUCCAAGGUUAUGGAAUGACGGAAUGCGGGGAGCUAACUUCAGAAAAUUGGGGCACAAAAGGACCAAAGCCUGGCAGUGUCGGUAUGGCUUCACCUGGGAUUGUUUUAAAGGUUACAGAUCCCAAUACUGGAAGGACACUUGGCCCAAAUGAAAGGGGUGAAAUACGCGCCAAAGGUCCCGUACUUAUGAAAGGCUACAUCGGAAUCGACCCUUCCACGUACUUGGAUGAGGAUGGCUUCCUUAAAACUGGCGAUCUGGGAUACUAUGAUGACGACAGAUACUUUUAUAUCGUUGAUAGAAUAAAAGAAAUUCUAUGUUACGAUGGUGACCAGGUCCCGCCGUUAGAAUUAGAAACAAUACUACAGUUGCACCCAGAUGUACUUGAAGUUGGUGUUGUCGGUAAACACAGUGAAGAGCAUGGUGAUAUACCUACAGCAUUUGUCGUAACAGUGCCUGGCUCUAAAGUCACUGAACAGGAAUUGAUCAAUUAUGUGGCUGGUGAGGUUCCGCCAUUUAUGCAACUGGCGGGUGGGGUGAAAUUCAUCACAAAACUGCCAAGAAAUCCCCGGGGGAAAAUUCUACGCCGUGAAUUAAGGGAAAUACUGAACAAUUGAAGGAAAUUAGUUUUUUUCCUUGAUUCAUAUACGCGACAUGAAACUCAGAUUUUUCACUUACGGAAUGCAAAUGUUUUAUUUGUCGCGAUGGGAUAUAUAUGUCUACUUAUGUAAU
Messenger RNA from Colias croceus (clouded yellow), 1800 nucleotides. Its product is annotated as 4-coumarate--CoA ligase 1-like. The record is from RefSeq and is a predicted model, not a curated record. The transcript has 10 exons. Gene Ontology annotation, molecular function: long-chain fatty acid-CoA ligase activity. Lineage: Eukaryota; Metazoa; Arthropoda; Insecta; Lepidoptera; Pieridae. Bases 105 to 1685 code for a protein of 526 amino acids. Gene Ontology annotation, biological process: fatty-acyl-CoA biosynthetic process; long-chain fatty acid metabolic process.